AGUGUAAACGCUGUCUUGUCAAAAUUCGGUUAAAAUUAAUAUAAGUUUUUCCAAAUUUCGUACGAAAUAUAGUUAGGUUAAGAUUUCCAAUUCUAAUUUAUUCAUAUAAUAAUGGCUAUGCAACCGCAUAGUAAAAAAAGAGUGUGCUAUUAUUACGAUAGUGAUAUCGGAAAUUAUUAUUAUGGCCAAGGACAUCCCAUGAAACCUCAUAGAAUACGUAUGACACAUAAUCUACUUUUAAACUAUGGAUUAUAUAGAAAGAUGGAGAUAUAUAGGCCACAUAAAGCAACUGCUGAUGAAAUGACUAAAUUCCACUCGGAUGACUACAUACGUUUCCUUCGCUCCAUCAGACCAGACAACAUGUCAGAGUACAAUAAGCAGAUGCAGAGAUUUAAUGUUGGUGAAGAUUGUCCAGUGUUUGAUGGUCUAUAUGAGUUCUGUCAGCUCUCUGCGGGAGGAUCUGUUGCGGCUGCCGUUAAGUUGAAUAAACAGGCAUCUGAAAUUUGCAUCAACUGGGGCGGAGGGCUGCAUCACGCGAAAAAAUCUGAAGCAUCUGGUUUUUGCUAUGUCAAUGAUAUUGUUCUCGGCAUAUUGGAGCUGCUAAAGUACCACCAGCGCGUGCUUUACAUUGACAUAGACGUCCACCAUGGAGAUGGGGUGGAAGAAGCGUUCUACACUACUGACAGAGUCAUGACUGUGUCCUUCCACAAGUAUGGAGAAUAUUUUCCUGGCACUGGGGAUCUACGUGAUAUCGGAGCUGGUAAAGGCAAGUACUACGCAGUGAAUAUCCCACUUCGGGACGGAAUGGACGACGAGUCUUACGAGUCUAUUUUCGUUCCCAUUAUUUCCAAAGUCAUGGAGACCUUCCAACCCAGUGCAGUGGUAUUGCAGUGUGGAGCCGAUUCACUUACUGGUGACAGAUUGGGAUGCUUCAACCUAACAGUGCGUGGCCAUGGCAGAUGCGUUGAGCUUGUGAAGAGAUUUGGUCUUCCAUUCCUACUUGUGGGUGGAGGAGGUUAUACAAUCCGUAACGUAUCACGUUGUUGGACAUACGAGACUUCGGUGGCGUUGGGCGUUGAGAUAGCAAACGAGUUGCCAUACAACGAUUACUUUGAAUACUUUGGACCGGACUUCAAGUUGCACAUCUCCCCCAGCAAUAUGUCCAAUCAGAACACAACUGAAUAUCUAGACAAAAUCAAGAACAGACUGUUUGAGAAUCUCCGCAUGUUACCGCAUGCGCCUGGAGUUCAGGUGCAAGCUAUCCCAGAAGACGCCGUCAAUGACGAAUCCGAUGACGAAGAUAAAAUUGAUAAAGAUGAACGUCUGCCACAGAGUGAAAAGGACAAGCGUAUAACAGGAGAUGGCGAAUUAUCAGAUUCUGAAGAUGAAGGCGAAGGCGGAAGAAGAGACAACCGGUCUUAUCGAGCACCUCAGAGGAAGAGACCGCGCCUCGACAAGGAUAACGCUAAGGAUGAUAUCAAAACGGAGGACAACAAAGAAGACGUCAAAAACAUUAUAAAUAUGGAAGAACCAAAGAAAGAGUUGCCGCCCAACGCUUGAUGAGUACGUACAUAAAAAAUUGAGAGAUUGUUUUUGCUACCAAUAUCGGAAUGAAUACAUGUGUAUUGAAUGAUAUUAUAAUUUGUAAGAUCUCUGAUCAAUAUGUGUAUUAUUUAUUCUGAUAUAAAAUAGUCACUUGGUUAAAACGCAUAAAAUUUACCAUAGUAACAUUGUGUGUGUAAAAUUUUAGUAAAACGCGUUUAAAUCCGACAAAACUAGCAGGAUAAAUUGUAUAUAAUAUUUUCAUAUUUCUAUUUGUUUAAGUGUUCGUUAUAAAUAUGAAUUUUGUCAUAUAGCAUAGAAUGUAACUAAAAUAAUAGACUGGAGUUUUUUUAUUAUUCCGUGACAAAAACAGAAAUGUCGUGUAGUAGCAAAACAUUUCUUAACUCUAAAUAGUAUGUAUUAAAUUAAGUAUAUUUUUAAAUCAAAAUUAUUAACUGUCCAGAGUUUAUAAUUUAUGAUUGUCAAGUAAUAAAGUCGUAAAGAGUAUACCAAGGGUAAGAUUUAUAGUCGAGACUUGCUAAAUACGAGUCCCGUAUGUUAAAAAUCUAUUUGAGUUAUACUUAGCCGUAAGUCUCGACUCGUGACUUUUACCCUAAACUUCGAUAUUUCGAAAGUUUUGUUAAGGUGUAAUAACUAAGGCAUUACGUUUGGUUACUAAUUCCAGUCUGCUUAAUGCAAGCUAAAAAUCACAUACUAAAUCUGUCUACCAAAAUUUAUCAAAAUGGUGAACAUUACUGAUUUUUACUCGAAUGUAUUUUUUAUAUAUUUCAUCAUGUUGUAAAGUAUGUAUAUUAAAAUAUAUGUGAAUGUAAUGAGUAUGACAAUUUCGGGUUCCAUAUUUAAAAUAACAAUCGUAACGUGACCAUAAUUCCAUACUUUACGAAUGAUAUUAUAUGAUCCCGUCAAAGACUACUAUAUUUCUCGAAUGAUUUAUCAAUGAGGUUUUUAUGUCUUUAAGAACACACUGUUUUAUAUCUUAACAAUAAUUUCACAGAUAUAAUUAGUUCCGAAUACUGAUAACUAGAUUUAAAAAGCAUUUUGUCAGAUUAGUGUUACAUGUCAUUUAAGUGAAUUAAAAUUGCUAUACCAAAUUAUACUAAAAUAAUUCAACAUUAAAAAUUUUAACAACAAAUUAGUCGCGAUAAUAUGAUCUUUCGUGAGCAUCACAAUCAAAUAUACUGACAAGAUUGAAACAGAUUUAAUUAACACAACUAUUUUAUAUUUGAAUUUUCUACCAUUUUGAGACCAAUUUUAGUAUAAUUUGUGACUAGAAUUAUUAAUGUCUGUUAGACGUAUGUUUUGGGGCGUUUUCCGACUUUUUCUGAAUUAUAACAUCUGAAAAUUACUGCUUGUAAUUGUCAGAUAGUUUUGUAUUACGAAAUGUACAAAAUAAUGUCACAUGUUUCCUACUUAGUUAAGUGUUAGUAGUAAUUUUUUCUAUUCAUAGAACCUAAAAUUCCAUAAUGUAAUUUUCAAAGCCUGUGUAUGCGUAAACAAAAUUUAGCCUCUAUUGUGACCAUCAUUAACACGACAUAACAAAACUAUUCUCUGAUUUUCUAAUUCUGUAGAAUUCUGACAGCUAUCAUUUUUUGACAGGUAAGAGAUUACUAUCUUUUUGCCGGGCACAUUUUUCAAUUUCAAUACGAGUCUUGACAUCUAAGUCUAUACAUACAUUUUAUUUGUUAGUGAAUGUAUCUAUUUUAUUUAAUGCGGUGCUCCACAUUAAAAUUGGUUUUACGGCGAGUUAUAAUUAUCUCCCUUUUCAUCACAAAAAGUAAAAAACGCGACGUAACCGCUAACAUUUUAUUAUUUAAAACGGUUUACUAAACCUGGAAUAGGCAGUCAGCUAAAGAAUAUAUAGAAUUAACUUUAAGUUAUUUCGAUAUAUUGUUAGUGAUAUUGAAAUAUUUGUCAUUUUUGUAUUAGGUUACUUGAGUAAGUAAAUAUUAAGAUGGUAAAUCAUAAAAAAUACGUAGCAUUUUAUUUUUUAUUGCUGUGAAAUAGGUCAAAAUUUCUCUUUUUCGAUGGAGAACUUUUUUAGUUCACUUAUGAUAUGUCAGAAUUCUACAGAAUGAAAAAUCAGAGUAUAGCAAUUAAAUUUGACAUAUGUCAAGAGAUAAGUAUAUGGUACGUUGACUUGACACCUCUAAUCCAAAUGUGGAGAAAUUUAAUUAUCAGUACCAGUACUAUGCAUUUAACAAAAAUUUAUUUAACGGAUCAUUUUCAUUACUCUAUUUAUAUACAUGUUGCAAUUGGAUUUCAGUAAUCAUGCUAAGCAACUCGCAACAGUUAAGUAAAUAAUAUAUGUUCAGGUUUUAAUCACUUAAAUAAGUUUAAAUUCAUUUAUAGUACUUUUGAAAAGUCCUGAACACAAGAAUUUAAUAAAUUCUUCCCUCUAUACGCGAGCGCUUAAAUCCUUAUUUUGUUACUAAAUACUAUGGUGAGCGUUUUACUUGGAAAAUACAAGACGACUAGUUCGCCUAAUUAUUUUCACUGCAUUUUUGUAUUUAUAUACGGUUAUCUUUUUUAAUUGCGGUCAGCGAAUUUGUGUCUGUUAACUAUGUUUCCACUAAAUGAAUUAUAAUGAAUUCCAAAUAUAUUUCACAUUGACAAUGGAAAAUAGUUUGUAAAAUUUAGUCCUUGGAAUUUUUGUCGUGAGAUUAUCAAUCGUUAAUCUCCAUGGAAUUUAGAUAAGACUGUAAAUAUUUUUCUAUGUUAAUAUAAGAAUGU
This is a messenger RNA of Pieris brassicae (large cabbage white), 4293 nucleotides long. It is a transcript of the gene HDAC1, whose product is annotated as histone deacetylase HDAC1. The transcript is spliced from 11 exons. The coding region runs from base 112 to 1560 and encodes 482 amino acids. The record is from RefSeq and is a predicted model, not a curated record. Lineage: Eukaryota; Metazoa; Arthropoda; Insecta; Lepidoptera; Pieridae. Gene Ontology annotation, molecular function: histone deacetylase activity.